AGUUGACCGAGGCACGUCGACUCGUCAGCCGUAUUUCGUGUUAGCUAUCGUGUUUGUGAGAUAAACACACCGGGCGGGACACUCCGAUUGAUUCUGUGACUGUUGUGUGAUGGAUCUGUGAUUCGAACUAUGGAGGAGGAGUCGAUGUCCGGACAUAGCUGUUCUGAAGACGACAUCAGUGUUGGGCGACCAUCGCCGGCACCGUCACGGUCACCGUCGCCCCAUGAUUAUUUUAGGCCAUUGAAACGGUUGAAGAUGGCCUCUGAGCCAGCGGAGGAGAGGCGUGGUGAAGGAGUGAAGAGUUUUUCUAUAUUGGACAUUUUAUCGCACAGUCCGCGGACGCCACCGCGCAUAGUGCGGCCAUGGGAUGCUUCUGGAUUCGAGCGGUUGCAGCGGUUGCAGCGCCUGGCGGGUGCAGCAUUACUGGACGGUGAACGGUGGCGAUUAGCGGCACUGGGUUUGCUUAGGCCGCGAGAAUUAGCGCCGGCGGAAUGCUGCGACUCUGCGUCUGAGAGAUCCUCAUCAGCAUCAGAUUGCUGCUCCGAACCCAGACGAGCACCGCAACAAGGCGGAGCUUCACACACACCCUUGGAUGCCCUGUUCCAUAUGACUAGCAAAACCUUCGAAGCGAACAAUGCUGACAGUGGAGAUGGUCAAUCAAAUCACCUAAACCUCUUCAACUCCCGGCCGCAGCCCAAAAAGAAGAGAAAAUCGAGAACAGCCUUCACAAACCACCAAAUCUUCGAAUUGGAAAAAAGGUUUCUUUACCAAAAGUACUUAUCGCCGGCAGACAGAGAUGAAAUUGCAAGUUCACUUGGUCUGUCCAACGCCCAAGUCAUCACAUGGUUCCAGAACAGACGAGCGAAGUUGAAACGAGAUAUGGAAGAGUUGAAGAAGGACGUUGAAAGUGCGAAAGUGCUCUCCGCUCACAAGAGUUUCCUUGAAAACGUAACAGAUUUGGGGAUUCUUAAGAAAAAGGCAAUGAGCAUAGGCGCUAGCGAGGAAGCGGCGACCAAUCUCGUUGUGAACGCGUCUAAAUGAAACGAGGCGCGCGCUAUUGCGCCCGAUGUCAACUACAGUCGACGACUACUCGAUUAUUAAUCGACCAAUACUCGACUAAUGGACUUAUGGUGACAUAGUUGUUUCACAUUCACAAAUUCUAGUAUUGCGUACUUUACUAUUUAAAUACGACUGUAAAUAAACCUUAGGAGUUACGUAGUAUAUUGUACAAAAUGAAGAUGCUUCGUUCGAAAUAAAUGUGAUAGUUGAUUUUAUUAUUUAAGUAAGUACUUAAUAUUUUAUAGAGAUUCAUUUAAAUUAUUUAUUGAGGCUAAUGUCGGCUGACGUAUCACUGGUUACUAAUUACAAUCUAGGCGUAUUAACUAUACCCAUUUUUAUGAAACAAAGGCAUUCAGAUUUAUUAUCAACAAUAUAUUUAACAGAAAACUUAGUCUUUUAAUAAUCACAAACCAUAAACUCAACUGUCAAAGAGAAAUAAAAUGUUAAUAAAAAUUGACACUUAGUCACGUUUUACAGCGUGCUAGAGACUUUGUUUUAAUAUUUUAUUUUAACGGUCUUUCUUGUAUUGAAAACAGCCUAAUGCUAUAUCAUAAAUACAUAAGUUAAAUAUAUUCAUGAAAUUUAAAUAUUUAUAAAAUAUCUUUGCUAAAAGUGUCACAUGUUGGUUUAGGCUGAGACCGCACUGGGCAAAACACGUAGGUUGAACUGAAAACUUAAAACCGCAUACAUUGCCGCUCACGUUUCAAGCCGGCUAAUGCGCUAGCUAGUAUGGAAGGCUAUGUGUUACAAACCGCAAAGAUUCAGACUUAUGUUCAAUUGCGCAUUGCGGCUCAGACCUUUAUAUUGCGUAAUCGGUAAUAAAUUUUUGAAUGGUCACGUAUAUACACAAGAUUUAUUUAAAUGUGCAAUAAUAAUUGGGCAUGCUUACGUCAGUCGAGUUAACCGUGAAUGUGUACAUAUUAAAUACUUAAAUGUAAAGGUAGUUUUCACUAGACAUAAUUAAUACAUUUUUAAUUAUUAAUGAGAAUCAAAAUGCUAAUAGUGAUCUUAUCUAAUUUAUAAUUAGUAAGGAUAGUUUUACUAAUUUUAAAUUAGCUCUAUCAUUGUAUUUAGCUACUAAUACAGCAAUGUCAGGGUUAAAUUAUCCAAACUUACAUUUGGCAGCUAUGAAAUUUGUGCCAACCCUUACAUGCGCUAAAUAAAGACAUUAUCGUACUUUUUAAAAUGAACAUUCGAUAUGAUUCGUCGUCUUACUCUUACUUGUGUAUUUUUAAAGCCGCAGAUAAGGAUAUGGCAUAAUAAAGUUCACAACAUAUGUUGGUUUUAAGAGAACCAUCCAGGACGGGAUUUAGUGAAAUUUUUACGUUGAAAAUCAAAAAUCUUUUCCUUGACCCUUUUUUGAAGGUAAUUUUUAGUUCAAAUAAACAAAGAUACAUAUAUGCCUAAAAUAUUUUCACGCUAUUUAAACUAAAUCAUUUCAUAGCUGUUCAAUUAACAUUGUGUACAUAAUUGUCCUGACUAAACCCGUGUUAAUGUCAGUUACUUUUCUAUAGUAAAUAUAAAAGUAAUUAAAAUUGUUAAUAUAAACCGUAUCUCCAUAUAUAUUUUCUUAGUUAAAAAAUAAAACUGUUUGUUUUAUUUUUAUUUUCUUUUUUUAAUCUAUCAUAGCUGGUUCCAAUCGUUUCUAUUACAGCAUUGUGAAUAAAUUAAUAUUUAAUAUUAUUUGUAUUCAAUAAUAAUCAAAAAUUAUUUCAGUGACAAUUUGUUCAAUAUUCUUAACAAAUACUUAUGUUUAAAUCAUCCAUACUUUUCACAAGCCAUCCUUUUUAUGUACUUAAAAAAAUGCCAAUGUUAUUCCUAUUUCAAUGUUUAUUCUGUUUUAUAAUAAAAUCCUAAAUAAUCAAAUGGGAUACUGUUAAUAAUUUGAUAAUAAGGUAAUACUACUUGUUCCUACUACGUUACAUACAUUACAUUGUUUCAGAAUGUAACUUUUAUACAAUGAAUCACUAGGCGACUAUUUGCCUAAACCAUGUGAAUAUUAAUUAAUGUAAAUAAACAAUUAUGUGUUCU
This is a messenger RNA of Diatraea saccharalis (sugarcane borer), 3090 nucleotides long. The record is from the annotation of a GenBank genome assembly. Lineage: Eukaryota; Metazoa; Arthropoda; Insecta; Lepidoptera; Crambidae.